AUGAAGAGCUUUAUGAUGAAUUCAGAUUUUCAUGAUAUUGGAAGUGUUGUACCAAGGUUUACUUGGUGUAACAACAAAGAGGGAACCUAUCGGAUUUGGGAAAGGCUGGACAUAUGUAUGUUAAAUUCAGCUGCUAGUCAGAAGCUUCCAGUUGCUACUAUCAAGCAUCUUGCUAAAGUGGCGUCUGACCAUAGUCCUAUUGUUCUGAAUAUGGGAGAUAAGGUGCAGUUCAAGGAAAAAAACUUUAUGUUUGAGGACACUUGGAGAUCUUACCCAGCAGCUAAGAGUGAAAAGUUGAAGAAAGAAAUCCUUGAACUUCAAAACAAGGAAGCUUUGGGUGAUAAUUGGUCGGUUGAUGACCUUUUUGUGCUUAGAAACAAAGUUCAUGAACUUAAUGUCACAUUGAGAAGAUUGUCUACUUGGUGGAAUCAAAGGGCAAAGGCAAGGUGGCCUGAGGAAGGAGAUACAAACUCAAAGCUUUUUCAGAAUUUUGCAUCGGCAAGAAGAAAUGGAAACCAAAUUAAUCAGAUUAGAGAUGAGCAUAAUGUACUGCAUGAUGAUGAGGAUCAAAUUGAGAAGAAGGUUACAGAUGAGGAUAUGGUGAUGCUUAACGAGGAUUUCUCUGUGAAUGAGCUGCAGUUCUUGGUUUUCCAGCAAGGAAACAACAAGGCACCAGAUGUGAGGUUUUCUAUCACCAUCACUGGAAGGAAAUCCAAGUGGAUUAGGGAUCAAGGUGGAUUCCGUCAAGGGUGUCCACUUUCUCCUUAUCUCUUCAUUUUGUGUUCUCAACUCAUGUCCAACUCUUUAGAGAAAAGGGGACAAACUCUUGGCAUUCAGAUUUUCCCUAGAGGCCCAAAAAUCACACAUCUCCUUUAUGCAGAUGAUGUGUUGAUUUUUUCUCAUGCUUCCAUUACUUUAGCCAAGGCAUUGAAGAUUAUAGUGGAGGAUUUUUGUAAGUGGACAGGGCAAAGAGUUAAUGUCAGCAAAUCACAAAUGUUGUUCGACAAGGUGGUUAGUUACUCUAUGAAGAAGAAGAUUGCUAGAGUACUCGGCUUCAAAGUGGUCAAGGAGAUGAAGUACUUGGGAGUAAAGAUUUCCCUUAGUAGGCUCAAUAUGGCUGAUUUUCAAGAACUUAUGAGUAAUGUCAUGGAUAGACUCAACUCUUGGGGUAAGAAAUCUUUGUCAAUGGGAGGUAAGCUCACUCUCAUUGAAAGCUCUUUGUUCACUAUGCCAAAUUUCUCAAUUACUCAUUCUUUGGUUCCCAAAAGAAUAUUGCAUGAGUUGGAAAAAUUAUGUGGAAGUUUCAUUUGGCAUAAGAAUCAUGGGACCAAUGGUAUGCAUUAUAUUGCUUGGGGAGAAAUUUGCAAACCAAGAAGUAUGGGUGGGCUGGGCUUGCAUUCUCCUUUAUUAGGAAUUGGCUCUUUAAGAUCUAAAUUGGCUUGGAACUAUAUUCAGAAGCCGAAUUCAUUGUUCCAUCAAACGAUGAAAGCUAAAUAUGGUGAUGAUGUUAUGAAUGGUGCUCAAAAGAAGGAUACUUCUAGUGCUUGGCAGAUUAUGUUGGAUGGGGGAAAGAAUUUGAAAUUCGCUGUUAGAUGGAAGGUGGGCAAGGGUGACAAGAUCAAUGUCUUGAAUGAUUCUUGGUUUCUUGAUAAAAGCAUCAACUGGUGGCCAACGUAUGUUGAUUAUGAUGUGCUGGAUGGUAUCUAUGUACAACAGCUUUUGUUAAAUAAUGGUGAGUGGAAUCUUACUUUGUUAUAUAGGGCCUUUCAUCCGGAUCUAAUCUUAUUGAUUAGACAAAUUCAUAUUGAGUAUGAGGAGGAGGAUCGAAUGGAGCUGCUGAAAUUAUGUACCUUUGAAGAUGUUGAGUUUUAUCGCUGGGUGCAGAAACUUAAACUUAGUAAGAAGGUUGAGAUCUUCUGGUGGAGGAUUACUGAGAAUGCUUUAUGUGCUAGAGGCUGCCAAGUGGAUGAAACGUAUGAGCAUAUAAUGGUUCAUUGUAAAUAUAUGGUUGAAGUCAUUAUGAAGAUGUGUGAAUGGGGUAUUCUAAUCCCUGUUUUCAAUUCUCUGGACUGCUGUUUACAUGAGCUGAAGAGAUUAUCAAGUUGUAAUUCUGGUAUUGUCAAGGUUUAUUGUACCAUUGUGUAUCUCUCUUGGAAGAAUCAGAAUGAUGUAAAACAUGGUAAGAUUGCCUUGCCUUGUUCUAUGGUUGCUUCUAAUGCAUUAUUCUUAGCCACUUCCAAAUCUAGUCCAAAUAUUACUAACUGGGGUACUAAUAUCCUUAGGGAGUCUCAAAAUACUUGUUCCAAUCUUGCUGGUAUUGGUGAUUUUUUUAGAGACCACAAAGGCCGGCUUAUCAGUGCAUUUGGGAAGAAGAAGGCUCAUUGGGAUAUUGCCUAG
Molecule: messenger RNA, 2397 nt
Organism: Dendrobium catenatum
Lineage: Eukaryota; Viridiplantae; Streptophyta; Magnoliopsida; Asparagales; Orchidaceae
Exons: 7
Coding region: 1-2397 (798 amino acids)
Source: RefSeq, a predicted model, not a curated record